This is a messenger RNA of Anopheles aquasalis, 2172 nucleotides long. It is a transcript of the gene Jabba, whose product is annotated as jabba. Lineage: Eukaryota; Metazoa; Arthropoda; Insecta; Diptera; Culicidae. The record is from RefSeq and is a predicted model, not a curated record.
UCAGAGUGCUUUUGAGCAGUAAUUAAAAAGUAUCUUUUAUAAAUCAAUACUGAAAAGAUUUCGUCUGAUCUAUACUGUGAAUGCAGUGGCUGCUUGCAGUUUCAUCAGUGUUCUACUACAGCUCGUUACGAUCAGCGAUGAUCAUUGCCUUUAACUAGCUCGGGACGGCAGGUAGUGUUCGAUAUUGUGAGUUGGAGUGAAAAAAAGUCGCUCAUUUUUCCUGUUUCGCGUGUUCGCUGAACUUGCCUUUUAACAUUACAAGCUGAUGCAAUAACUGGUGAUCGAUAGGACAGGUUCGAUAGGAACUGUGGGAGUGCGUUAUCUGAAGGUUGUAGCAAACCGUGCCAAAUUCAAUCGAACGAUCCGUGGCUUCGCGAUUACAGUUGCGGCGUCCUUUGGAACUUAGCUUUGCCACUGAGUCAGGGUGUGACCGCUUUGGUUAUCAGCAUGGAGAAGUCCAUAUCAGGCAGGACUGUGGAUGAGCAGGAAAUUGCAGACGCUCGUAGCUAUACCCUGUUGGAAAUAUUGUACGACGUUACGGCUAGCGCGGUAACAACAAGAGCUGGGCAGUUUAUCUACAAGCGCGCAGAUAAUGUUCUCUGGACGGUAGAGCAAACUGCCCGUUGGUCUUUGCCGCAAGCGUCUCCAACAGCGUCCCAAGUUAGCGAUUCUAAAUCAUCAAAAGACAGCGGAAAAGAUGGGGCACCGCUUAUCAGACCAUUGCCAUGGAUGUUGUUUCUUCCAGCAUUGAUAUACUUGCGCAUGUUGCGUAAUGUGCUGUCUAUUGCAUCGCGGUUAAUUGGCCGGGGCCCUUUCCUGCCCUCUAAUAUGGUUGGUUUUAUCCAAAACAAGAGACGAAAGCUACGGGCCCUAAAGUAUCGUGGACAACGUUUAGAGCGCAUAAGCAAAAUAGAAUCAGCAACAUGGUUGAAGCGAAUCGUUCUCAAUCCGCUCAAAACGGUCAUCUGCAUCCGACCAGUUGAUUUGAAGGGAGAUUCUGAUGUUGCGCACCUCGCGAUAGUUCGCAAAGAUCGACAUGGGAUCAGGAAUAAACGCUACAACCAACGAGAGGCAGAAAGCGAUGAAGAUGCUGCAAGUGGCAAUGAUUCUUGGGAGGAUGCUAGUUGCCAGGAGUUACUGGAAAAGUACGCCCAUAUUGAAGAUGAUUCCAGCUUUAAUGCAGACGAUAUUACUUCCGGUUCCGAUUGCGCAGACACUUCAAUGUCAGAUACAGAUCAUUCUCCUAAAAAAAGUCACACUGAGCGUAAAGUAAAUGUCCAAUUGCAAAACAACGGAAAAAAGGCGGACAAAAUCGAAGAAACGUUCAAGCUCGAUGCAAAAGAAAUUAAUACAAAUAGCCUCAACGAAAAUACUAUCCAAACAAAGGAUUCCUCUGGCAGCCCAAAAUUCACUGUAGACACAGUGGAACAAAUGCUUGCAAACACAAAGGAUGAUGUGUCACCGCAAAAAAUCAUUUCCAGCGAAAUAAAUAAAAACAAUAUCAACCCCAAAGGCACUGAGGAAGAACUGUUACAACACAGCAAAGGAUUACCUACUCAAACUAACAAUUCAUCUAGUACAUCAAAAUCCACAAUAAAUUCAGAGCCAGACACGCAUGUCAAACCAAAGGAGAUCGUCUCACCGUCCACGAUCAAUCCUGCGGUGGAUUCAACGGAAAACAAUGAAAACAAACCAAUAAAUCAGAAUAUUGGAACCGUGGCACAACCGAAUAAGGCUGCAUCAUCAUCCAUCUCUAAAUUAAGCUCUAAAAACUCUUCCAAUGCAGUAGUGAGCGAUAUACGGAACAAUCAGCAGCAACAAAAACCAACUAAACAACAAUCUGCACCACAACUACAAAAUCUUACAAAAGAACAGUCUAGUUUUAGCAAUGGCGGUAAAACCCGAAACAAAAAGACAUCAACCGCAUCUAUCGUUUAGUUGUAAUAUGUCGAUUUUUCAUUCAUUUAUGUUAUAUUUUCAAGCAUGCAAUAACUAGGAUAGCUGAAAAUGUUUUUCUUAAUUAGUAGGUUUUGAAAUUUGUAACGUUUUUUUGUCGGUUGUUGUUUAACAAUAGAGCGUUGAUAUAAUUAAUCAUCGUGAUAUAUCAUUGAUUGAUUAAUUGAAAUCGUUCGAUAAGAUGUGGGAAAUAUACAUGGUUUUGCAAUAAACAUA